Molecule: messenger RNA, 1464 nt
Organism: Alternaria atra
Lineage: Eukaryota; Fungi; Ascomycota; Dothideomycetes; Pleosporales; Pleosporaceae
Exons: 5
Coding region: 1-1464 (487 amino acids)
Biological process (GO): transmembrane transport
Cellular component (GO): membrane
Molecular function (GO): transmembrane transporter activity
Source: RefSeq, a predicted model, not a curated record
AUGGGCGCAGUACUUGCAAUGUCGACAGAUGGGGAAGCACCCAGUUCUGAGGAGCGCUCUAUGUCAAGUCGUGUGAAUAGGAAGAUGGACAUUGCGCUCCUACCAUGUCUUUCCUUGCUGUACCUGUUCAAUGGUUUAGAUCGAUCAAACGUUGGGAAUGCGGAGACGCAAGGGUUCACUAAAGACAUCGGCGCCACUCCGGAUGAUCUCAACUUAGCAGUAUCGCUAUUCUUCAUCACAUUCGUGUUGCUCCAGCCUCCUUCGGCUGCUGUAGGAAGAUGGCUAGGUGCAAAACACUGGAUUAUCAUUAUUAUGAUCGGAUGGGGUAUCUUUACACUAGCGCAUGCCUUUGUCCGCGGUAAGAGAAGUCUCAUUGCUGUCAGACUAAUGAUUGGCGCCUUUGAGGCGGGCUUCUAUCCGACGGCUGUCGCCUACCUCUCCACUUUCUACGGCCGAUACGACAUGGCUGUGCGGAUCGGAAUCUUCUACGGACAAUAUGCCAUUGCCGGCGCUUUCUCGGGCUCGAUUGCAUUUGGCAUUUUCCAUCUCAAUCGCACAGAGUUAUAUAACUGGCAGUACCUGUUCAUCAUCGAAGGAAGUUUGACAGUCCUCGUUGCAAUCCUCGCUUGGUUCUGGUUACCGCAAGGACCAGGAUCAGCAUGGUUCCUCAAUGCUGAGGAACAAGGAUUUGCUGUCCAGCGUAUCAUUAAAGAUAAUUCCAAGUGGGUUGCACAUAACUAUGGCGGCGAUGGUAUAGAGCGGGAGCGACUGACGAGGAGGGAUGUUGUUGAGACAGCCAAAGACUGGAAACUCUGGUUUCUACUCUUCUUCAAUAUCUGCGCUAGUGUACCCAGCCAGGCUUUCUCCGUCUUUCUGCCUAUGGUUGUGCAGGGCUUGGGAUAUUCGUCAAUAGAUGCAAAUUUGAUGUCAGUGCCGCCAUUUGUAUGCGGCGCCGUGGGCCUAUAUCUUUUUGCCCUCAGUUCAGAUCAUCAGAAAGAACGAGGCUACCACAUCAUCAGCGGCGUAUUCAUUUCCCUCAUCGGCUUGAUCAUCACCGUUACCGCUCCAUCCCACGGCGUUCAGUACGCAGGUCUGUGUAUUCUUCUUUUCGGAAGCUAUAUUUCUGCGCCUCUCACCGUAGCCUGGCUGAGCGGUAAUAACCCUGAGCCGGGAAAACGGUCCCUUGUCCUCGGCGUAAAUGGCUUUGGUAACCUUGCUGGCGUGAUUGGCUCGCAACUCUACAAGAAAAGAUAUGCGCCUAGAUAUCUCACACCGUUUUACGCCACAUUGGGCUUUGUCGCUGCGACGCUUUUGGGUUAUACGACGUAUAGAUUCAUUCUGAAAGCCGUCAAUAGAAGGAAGAUGGUCUGGGCGGAGGGGAAGAGUGUGGAGCAGAUUGAGGCCGAGAGGCUGGAUUCGACAAGAUAUGCCGAUGCGAAGAUGUCGUUCUUGUAUGGGCUGUGA